Molecule: messenger RNA, 1418 nt
Organism: Elaeis guineensis (African oil palm)
Lineage: Eukaryota; Viridiplantae; Streptophyta; Magnoliopsida; Arecales; Arecaceae
Source: RefSeq, a predicted model, not a curated record
GCAGCAGUUGCCCUAGGGAACAGCAUGCCAAUGAGAGCCAACAAUUUUGUUUGUAGAGUGGUUCUGGCCCUUCUGGGUGCUGCUAGGAACCAUAGAAAUAUUGAAAUAGCUGAGGAUGCAGCAAGGCAACUUGUUGAGCUGGUGCCACAUGAUAGUAGUUCUUUUGUAUUACUUUCUAAUAUAUCUCUACAAAGGCCAAUAUGAAAGUGCUUGUGACUUCUGUUAGGUUCCGAAGGAGAAAGGGGUAGGAAAAAAUCCCAGUUGUAGCUACAUUGAAUUGCAAGGUGUUCUUCAUGAGUUUCCUGCAGAAGCCACUUCACAUAUCCUCAAAUCAUGGAGAUAUAUUUUCUACUGAAUAGGAUGACAUGAAGGUUUGAUGUUUGCAGCUUGUGUUGCAAAUCAAAGAAAAACUUGAAAGAGAGCAUCCCACUCUGCCAGCAGGAAAAAAUGGGAGAGACGAUGAAGACAUGAUCCUUUGGUUUUUGAAGGACAGAAGGUUUUCUGUGGAAGAUGCUGUUGCAAAAUUAACAAAAGCUAUUAAAUGGCGUCAAGACUUUGGUGUGUCAGAAUUGUCAGAAGAGUCUGUGAAGAGCUUAUAUGGAACAGGCAAAGCUUAUCUGCAUGACUUCCUAGACAUUAAUGGGAGACCGGUUCUUGUGGUAGUGGCAUCCAAGCAUUUUCCUGCGGUAGGAAUUUUUCUGCAUCAUAACCAGGAUUCCCGUAAAUGCCUCUCAUAUUCAAUUCAUGUCACUUCCUCAACAGUCAUCGUUAAUGAUAUACCAGUAAUAAUUUGGUCACAGAAGCAAGAUCCAAGUGACAAUGAGAAGCUUAGUGUCUUUUUGAUAGAGAAGGCAUUGAGGAAACUUCCUUCUGGGACAGAAGAAAUACUUGUAAUCAUUGAUCUGCGAGGCUUCCGUGUGGAGAAUGCGGAUGUUCAAUUCUUAAAGUUCUUGAUUGAUGUUUUCUACUAUUACUACCCAAAGCGGCUUGGCCAAGUCCUCUUUGUGGAUGCUCCUUUUGUGUUUCUGCCAAUCUGGCAACUUGUCAAACCAUUACUGAAAUCAUAUGCCUUCCUGGUAAGAUUCUGCAACAUGGAGACUGUUAGGAAGGAAUACUUCACAGAAGAGACAGCGCCAGCAGAUUUUUGGUGAUUGAAACGCUAUUAUUAAUCUAUUACUGUAUGUAUUGCCAUGACAAUGCAUCAAUUCAAGCAAGUCAGUGUGGUGUUACAGAUUAAGCAUGGAUGAAUACUGGAGUACGAACAAUAGAAUUCGUGCAUGCAGUUAGUUUGGAUUACUAAUUUUGGAUGCUAGAAGGCCAAAAGUUGGAUGCCAUUUUCUGGGGCUUUUAAACAUGAUACCGUAUUGAUUUAGAAAUAAGAGUGCAGCAAUCUGUCCGCACGUUCAAAUUCCAGCCAA